AUUUCCAAAUCCUAAAAUAAUUGAUUCCAAACAAAGCGUAAAACUCACCAUAAAGCACUUGCCUAGGGUUUAGAAGAGCCUCCGUCUGCUCUAGUCUCUACCUCUCAACCCCGCUGCCCAAACCCCUAUCUCACUCACUCAUAUCGGAAUACGAUGGCGCCAAAGAAGGAAAAGGCUCCUCCUCCGUCUUCCAAGCCAGCUAAAUCUGGCGGUGGCAAACAAAAGAAGAAGAAGUGGAGCAAGGGAAAGCAGAAGGAGAAGGUGAACAACAUGGUGUUGUUUGACAAGGCCACUUACGACAAGCUCCUUUCUGAAGCACCCAAGUACAAGCUCAUCACCCCUUCCAUUCUCUCUGAUCGUCUCAGGGUUAAUGGAUCACUUGCUAGGAAGGCAAUAAGAGAAUUGAUGGCUAGAGGUUUGAUCAGAAUGGUAUCUGCCCAUGCGAGCCAGCAGAUUUAUACCAGGGCAACUAAUACCUAGAUGCCUCGUGCCUUUCUUUAUAGAACUCCAUGGAAUUGGUAAUUUAGAGUGCUGCUAUGUUUGAGUUGGCUUAAACUCUCAUUUAUGUUCUGUGAAGACACAGUUUUGGCUAGUCAUAGCUGUUUUGAUUUGGUAUGAAUAUUAAGUUUCAUUCGAUUUAUUUCUAUUUAAUGGGGAAUCUAUCAAACCUUUCAAAAGUUUCA
Molecule: messenger RNA, 683 nt
Organism: Cornus florida
Lineage: Eukaryota; Viridiplantae; Streptophyta; Magnoliopsida; Cornales; Cornaceae
Product: small ribosomal subunit protein eS25-like
Exons: 4
Coding region: 154-480 (108 amino acids)
Cellular component (GO): cytosolic small ribosomal subunit
Molecular function (GO): structural constituent of ribosome
Source: RefSeq, a predicted model, not a curated record